AUGGACGUCGGUUGGUCGGUAUAUGCAAGUGGUUCGAACGCUGCCGCAGCGGCAAGGUACGACGCCUUCCUGGCACCAGAGGCGCUGAUGAAAGACCUAAAGCGAGUCUUGGGACCCAUUUUCGCCAAGCAAAGGAGGUGCAUCACGCCGGUGCCGCCAAGCGUGCCAUUGCAUCUCAAAAUCGAAGAGCUCAAGAGCAGCACCAGGAUGUGGAUGAAGAAGGAGAUGUCGUUCAGCAUCUCCGUGGGGCACGUGAAGAUGAGCGCCGACGAGCUGGCCGAGAACGUCAAGGCGACCGAGACCGCACUCCUGGGGCGCAUCGGAAAGAGAUGGGAGACCAUCAACGCCCUGAGCCUCAAGUCGACCAUGGGACCCGCGUUCAAAUUACUGUGA
Dermacentor silvarum is the source of this 393-nucleotide messenger RNA. Its product is annotated as 60S ribosomal protein L10a-like. NCBI's taxonomy places the organism in Eukaryota, Metazoa, Arthropoda, Arachnida, Ixodida, Ixodidae. The transcript has 2 exons. The record is from RefSeq and is a predicted model, not a curated record. Bases 1 to 393 code for a protein of 130 amino acids.